This is a messenger RNA of Cyphellophora europaea CBS 101466, 2817 nucleotides long. RefSeq lists its product as uncharacterized. The record is from RefSeq and is a predicted model, not a curated record. Gene Ontology annotation, cellular component: cytoplasm; mating projection tip; division septum. The coding region runs from base 1 to 2817 and encodes 938 amino acids. Lineage: Eukaryota; Fungi; Ascomycota; Eurotiomycetes; Chaetothyriales; Cyphellophoraceae. Gene Ontology annotation, biological process: establishment of cell polarity; intracellular signal transduction; septin ring organization. The transcript has a single exon. Gene Ontology annotation, molecular function: guanyl-nucleotide exchange factor activity; protein binding.
AUGAACGGUGAUCAUUAUGGGGGACCUAUGGUGGACAAGAAUAACAUCAUAAACGUCCGAGAUGGCGAAUCCUUGUAUCGACAAUGCAUCAACCUGCGGAGACGCCUUUCCGGCGUGCCUGGUUUUCGACCCUAUAUCGAUGAGAUGGAGGAGCGCGAAAACGAUGGUGCCGACCCAGUAUCUUCCCUCUGGCAGUGCUUCCGCAGUGGCAUGCCACUUCUAGCCAUCUACAAUGCGUCCAAUCCCGAAGAAGGCGAUUUAGUGAUAAACACAAAUCUGCCGGAAAAGAAGUGGGGGAAAGAGGCGGCCUUCUUGUUCAUCAAAUCAUGCAUGAAACAAAUGAACAUUCCGUCUGCCGACACUUUCACUGUGACCGACCUAUACAGUGAUAAUACCACUGGUUUUCUCAAGGUUAUCAAAUUGGUGGAUCGGGUGCUCGACAUUCUCCAAUUGAGCGGCAAGUUGCAUGUUGCGACCGAUUCCGAAGGCUCGCGUGACGGCACCGACAGCCCCGCCAGCGCUAUUGACAAGCCCAAGAUGACGAAGAGGCAGUAUAUUCUCCGAGAAUUGGUGGAAACCGAGAGGCAAUAUGUCCAUCAUUUGCUGAAUCUGCAGUCGCUGAAGAAGGAACUCGAGGAGGUUGGUGCCCUGAAAGGCGAUGCAAUUCACAACAUUUUCCUCAACUUGAACAACAUUCUCGAUUUCGCUCAGCGGUUCUUGAUUCGUGUUGAACAGCAGAACGAGCUUCCUGAAGAGCAGCAAAAUUGGGGUGCUAUGUUCGUCCGCUACAAGGACCCUUUCCGGCAGUACGAACCCUUCAUCGCGAACCAAAAACGAUGCGAAAUUACUUGCCAGGCAGAAUGGGCCAGAAUGGUGGAAAGCAGUCGUAGCGAGCUGUCCAGGCAAAUGCUGGCCAACCCAACUAUUCUUAAUGGGUUUUUGUUGAAACCAUUCCAGCGCCUGACUAAAUAUCCUCUCCUGCUCAAGGAUUUGGAGAAGAGUACCGAUGACGAGAAUCUCAAGGCAGAUCUCGCAAGCGCAACAGCUGUCAUUCAAGACGUGCUCAUGCAGGCAGAUGCUUCUAUUGACAAGGAAACCCGAGAUGAGGCAGUGCUCGACCUUCAGGAACGUAUCGAUGACUGGAAAACGCUACGUAUCGAUACUUUUGGUGAGCUACUUCUCCUCGGGAGUUUCAUGGUCAUGAAAGAAGGCGCCCUUCGCUCCGACGAGAAGGAAUACCACAUCUACCUCUUCAGCCGGAUUUUGAUCAUGUGCAAGGAUAUAAACACAAGCAAACCCAAGAACAAGAUGAGCAGCAAGCCUGCCCUGAGCCGAAAUGGUAGGCCUCGAAUGAAUCUAAAAGGCAGAAUCUACUUCACCAACGUCACCAAUAUCACGCCCACAUCGAGCGCGGGCAAUUACGCGCUGCAGAUUUCCUGGAGGGGCGAGACAUCGGUCGAAACAUUCCUGAUUAAGUUCAGGAACGACACCGCUCUUCAGAAGUGGCAUACUAUGAUAGAGACACAACGCUCUUCCUGCCUCAUGGAGCAGAAGCAGCGCGCCACCUCCGAUACGGGAUUCCAAUCUCUUGCUGGAGCUAAACUCGAGAACCCAUAUGCUGGCCAGGACGAUGACGACGACAUGCCACGAGCAUCUCAAUGGUCCGACACGACUUAUGUCGGAAGCAAUCCUUCCUACUCCUCUUUCAGUAUGAGCCGCAAUGCAUCAAGCACUAGCCUGCGCUCUCGCUCAGCAACAGGCGGUAGUGGCGACAGAAAUCCUCAUUUAUCUCAGGGCCAGCCCCGUAUGCCGGGUAGUGGCCUGUCCUUGAACACGGCAGUUGGGAGCUCAACGCCUGAUCAGUACGGCAACAACUCUUAUUUCUCCCCAAUCGAUCGAGAUACACCGCCCCAAUCGGCAUCCACCCGAUCCAGCUCCCAAUCUGCGUUUGCAGGCUACCAUCGAAACCAUCCCUCGAUCAACGGUUAUCCUCGAAUGGAGGAUCAGUCAUAUCGCAAUACGGCUCCUGCUUUAGCAAGAAAUGCACCGAGCGGAAAUCCUUAUAUGCAACAAAGGGCACCAAACGGCCGUCCAUCGCUACCACCUGGUCCACAGCCCCCCAAUAUGCAGGCGCGCAUGCGGUCAGCGAGCAGUCCUGAUAUCCAUCCGAAUGUUCAAAACAGCCGCAAAUACAUGAGCGGAGAAAAUGUGCCCAACGUACCUCCGAUACCAUCGUAUGCAAAACAAAUGGCACCACCAAACCGAAGUCAGAACAAUUCACCUAGUAGUAUCGGUGGCCCUAUGCCCUUGCGGAGUCAGACUCCGCAGCAAGCGAAUGCGGCGGGCUCAGUAACUCGCCCCGGCAUGAGCGGGCCAAAUUACACAUAUGAUAGCUCAUAUGGGUCCGACCCUCGGAGGCAGCAAGGCCACGUAUCGCAGCACUCGACUGGCCGACCACUGUCACCAAUCCCUGCAGACAACCGUCCUGGACCGAUGGACUCGUACAUGCCCAGUCAGCUGAAGGCCAAGGUCUGCUACGAGGAUAAUUAUGUAUCCAUGAUCAUCCCGAGCAAUAUCCAUUAUCGCUCGCUGACUGAUCGUAUCGAUGCGAAGCUGGCGCGCUUCACCAACGAAUCGAUCGCUUCAGGGUCUGUGAAGCUACAAUACCGUGAUGAAGAUGGAGACUUCAUCCUCAUCGACAGUGAUGAAGGAGUUUCUGAGGCUCUCCUGGACUGGAAAGAAGCCAACGCCACCAGCAUAGGUCCGAAUGCUGAGCUGUUACUCUAUGCUCAAGCCACUGGCGCCGGAGACGGUUGA